AUGCUUAAUAUAAAUUUGAAAAAUAUAUUUCAUACAAAGGAGUAUCACGCCAAGGAACAACUCACACAAGAGAUUAACUUCUCCACAGUACAGAAGAAAAAGAAUAACAACAACAGGGACAUCUGUCAUAGUGAAAAGUCUGCCACCGGAGCUGGUAUAUAUUUGCCCGAACAAGAUGCCUCUAACUAUAUGAAGAAACUUUUACAAAUUCAACCGGUGAUCACUACUGUUUCCACUCAGGAUGCCUUCCCCAUUGAAAAAGACGUUGAAUACACUUAUAAAGACGAGAAACAAGUGGAUAACCCUAGUAUACCAAGUUUUGACGUAAGCUUCGAUGGGUUCAAUGAUGAUGAUGACCAAAUAGGAACUCCAAUGACUGCCGAAUUAGCACAUGCCCACAUAGCAUCAUCCUAUCCUAACUCUACCAUUACUUACAAAUUCAAAGAGCAAGCUGAAUUGAAAGGUUAUAAAUUAUUGAACAAGAUCGGUAAGGGUGCAUUUGCUGUCGUUUAUCGUGCCAUCCCAGAUCCUCAAAAUGGGAAAUCUUCUUAUUUCAAAGAAGUUUGCAAUGAAGUCGCCAUUAAGAUCAUUAAGAAAGUGGACCUAAGUGAAGAUUUAAAGGACCAUGAAAGAGAUACAUCACACGUCUCAUCAAGAGAGCAAGUUUUAAAAGAAGCAUGCCUUCAUAAAGUGGCUUCUUCAGAAUGUUCAGAGGUUGUAGGUUUUAUUGAUUUCGUCGAAACCAAAUCAUACUAUUACAUUGUCCAAGAGUAUUUACACGGUGGUGAGAUCUAUGAUCAAAUUGUUAGAUUGACGUAUUUCAGCGAAGAUUUAACUCGUCAUGUCAUAAGACAAUUGGCUCAUGCGGUCAAACAUUUACAUUCCAUGGGGAUCAUUCAUCGUGAUAUUAAACCAGAAAAUUUACUAUUUGAACCCAUUCAACAUAUCCCAUCUACACACGUUAAAUUGAGGAAGACAGACAAUCCCUUCACAAAGGUCGAUGAAGGUAUGUUUAGACCAGCUAUUGGUGGUGGUGGUAUCGGCGCUGUAAAAUUAACAGACUUUGGUCUCUCCAAACAGUUAUCCACUGAAACUACAAAUACUCCAUGUGGCACCAUAAGUUAUGCUGCUCCAGAAUUGAUUAGAAACCAUCAAUAUGAUAAUAAGAUCGAUUUAUGGGGUAUUGGAUGCGUUCUUUACACUUUGCUAUGCGGGUUUCCACCCUUUUACGCUGAUCAACAUAAAUCUGUCACCAGAAAGAUUCGUCAUGGUGAGUAUCAUUUCCUUUCACCAUGGUGGGAUGAAAUCAGUUCUGGUGCUAAGAAUUGUGUGAAACAUUUAUUAGAAGUUGAUGUGAGUAAACGUUACAAUAUUGAUGACUUAUUAGCCGACCCAUGGUUGAAUAUGAAUUCUUCUCCAGUCAACCCCCCCAUCAAGAGUAUCUUCUCACACACGAACGAUAAUAUAGAUACGUCGAACGUCAGUAUAAAGAGAAGGUUAUUGAACAAGGAAACACAUGACUCAUAUUCUAGCUAUUCUUCUCUAUUCUUCAUCGAUGAGAAACCAUCAGAGCUAAUUGAAACAAACACAACAGCUACAACCACUCCACCAUCACACGAAAAAUACACAAGUCCAAUGAGAGGUAAAAAAUGCACAUAUUCUGAAAGAACUUUAUUUGAAAAUGAAGCGUCAUCAGUAGAAAAAUUUAGAAACCGUAUCAACAACAGAGCAACAUCUGUCCCAGGUUUAUUCGAAUUGGAACUUAACACAUCCGCACUUUUUCAAAGAAGGUGCAUGAAAAGGGAAACUAACCCCCAUUACAAUACACAGACUAGCAUACCGCUAUUGCCAAUCACCGAAUAA
This is a messenger RNA of Naumovozyma castellii, 1863 nucleotides long. It is a transcript of the gene RCK1, whose product is annotated as putative serine/threonine protein kinase RCK1. The transcript has a single exon. The coding region runs from base 1 to 1863 and encodes 620 amino acids. The record is from RefSeq and is a predicted model, not a curated record. Lineage: Eukaryota; Fungi; Ascomycota; Saccharomycetes; Saccharomycetales; Saccharomycetaceae.